CGGCGAGGCGUCAACACAGACCACAGUUCAGCAUCUUUUCGCAAAUAGCUAGCUCCCAGGUUCGCAAGGAUUAGCAAAAUGUACAAGUUGGUGGUGUUCUUCGCUCUCUUCGCCAUGGUGGCUGCCCGUCCGGGUUACCUGGAGGCCGGACCCCUCCUCCACAGCUACUCCGCCCCGGCCAUCAUCCACGAGCCAGCCCUGGACAAGGUGGGCGCCAUCAUAAAGACCAUUCCCAGUGCCGUCUCCCACCAGAGCAUCAGCCAGGUGCACAGCUCGGCCCACAUCAUCCAGCCCAUUGUGGCCCCAGUCCUGAAGACCUACACCGCCCCCAUCAUCAAGACCUAUGCCGCCCCAGCUCUGCACACAACCCUGCUCUCGCCCUCCUGGGCCGGUCACGGUUGGGCCCCGUCCUGGUAAACGGUCACCCGGAGAUCCCUUCCGGCAUUGCGUGGGCCGGCAACUACAUCCCCUCUCCUCCAGAUCCAUCCGACCCACUGCUUACUUGUUCUAUUCCCCCGCUGUUUUGUUUUUCUUCUAUCACAUUUCGACUGAUGUAAAUAAAUACGUGUUUCAUGCUCAGAA
Messenger RNA from Drosophila bipectinata, 582 nucleotides. Its product is annotated as neuropeptide-like 3. Lineage: Eukaryota; Metazoa; Arthropoda; Insecta; Diptera; Drosophilidae. The record is from RefSeq and is a predicted model, not a curated record.